CCCCUACUUCCUCUGGGCAGGACUUCCCAGCUCUAUAAAGGGACUCUUGCUGACAAUGCAGCCAUCCACCAGCCACCUGGUCUUCAUCUGCGUUGGAGCAUCUGAUUCCCUGAGAUCCAGAAAGGAUGUCCUACCAGUAUCAGGAACAGUGCAAACAGCCUUGCCAGCCUCCUCCCAAAUGCCCACAGCCUUGCCAGCCCAAGUGCCCUGAGCCAUGCCCUCCCAAGUGCCCACAGCCUUGUCAGCCCAAGUGCCCUGAGCCAUGCCCUCCCAAAUGCCCAGAGCCAUGUCUUCCCAAGUGCCCAGAACCAUGUCUUCCCAAGUGCCCAAAGCCAAGUCCACCACAGCAGUGCCAGCAGAAAUGCCCCCCGUGCCCUCCUCCCUGCCAGCAGCAGUGCCCGCCCAAGAGGAAGUAACAGUGCCUGAUGCUGGCAGCACUAUGAAACAAGUAGCUUGAGCAAUCCUAUGGAUAUCUGAGCUUCCAGCCAUUGCCUCUGAAUCUCCAUGCUUCUCUGCCUUUGUUCUCCCCUGAAAGGAAAGUCAAGGAGAAGGCUUUUUAGAGUUGUAGUCACUUCAGGAACGUGACCUCUGCCUCACUCCCAUCUUCCACCCCCAUCAUCCCACUCCUGGGAUGAGAGACUACAGAGAAAGUACCAACCUACUCUACUCCAGGCUUCCUGGAACCUCAAUCGAAGGACAAUCCUGAGAGACCAGACUCCUUGGCCCCCUGCCACUUCAUGAGCCCUCCUCUGUGCUGCAACCUGGGUGGUGAUUUCCAUUCCCUGAGCCCUUGUAACUCUCCUCCCACUGACUCAAAUAAAGCGUAUGUUUCAUGGUGA
Molecule: messenger RNA, 839 nt
Organism: Vombatus ursinus (common wombat)
Lineage: Eukaryota; Metazoa; Chordata; Mammalia; Diprotodontia; Vombatidae
Product: small proline-rich protein 2H-like
Exons: 2
Coding region: 126-416 (96 amino acids)
Source: RefSeq, a predicted model, not a curated record